AUGGUGGUGGCUGAUGCUCACCCUGGAGGAUUUAACCCAUGGCAUCUGCACCUCCUGAACCCACUUGUACCCUCUAUCUUCCUGGAUCAGGAUCUACUCCUGUUGCUCAUCAGCCCUCCUCCGCUUCUCACCCCCCCCGCCGGGGAUGCUGCGGUCAUCACCGGGGCUUGCGACAAGGACUCACAGUGUGGAGGAGGCAUGUGCUGCGCUGUCAGUAUCUGGGUUAAGAGCAUAAGGAUCUGCACACCCAUGGGCCAAGUGGGAGACAGCUGCCACCCUUUGACUCGGAAAAGCCAUGUUGCAAAUGGAAGGCAGGAAAGAAGAAGGGCGAAGAGAAGAAAAAAGAAAAAGGAGGUUCCAUUUUGGGGGCGGAGAAUGCAUCACACGUGUCCCUGCCUGCCAGGCUUAGCGUGUUUACGGACAUCUUUCAAUCGGUUUAUCUGUUUGGCCCGGAAGUGA
This is a messenger RNA of Cricetulus griseus (Chinese hamster), 459 nucleotides long. NCBI's taxonomy places the organism in Eukaryota, Metazoa, Chordata, Mammalia, Rodentia, Cricetidae. The record is from RefSeq and is a predicted model, not a curated record.